AUGGCUGCUGCAGAUGUCAUAUCAAACAUACCAUCUUCAUUUAUCUAUGAAGAUUUAGUUUCUCAAGUCCAAGCCAUUCAAUAUCAAAUAAUCGAAAUGGAGAAUAGUAUUAAUAAUCAAUUGCAAAUAGACAAGAAAGUACGAAAUGAAUUAAAAUCUCGUUCAUUAACAUUUAUAGAUCCAUUUGGAAAUCGAACAACAAACAACUAUAUGGAUCAUGAAUCAAUUAGUAAAAUAAUUCGUGAUUUUAAGGAAACUUAUGUACCUAAAUAUCUUCAUCAAUGGAUAAGAAUUGGGACUAAAAAUGAUGAUAUUAUUUCACCACUGGAUGAAUCUGAAUUGAAAUCUACUGUAUCUGAAUAUGAAAAUGGUCAAGAAUUUGUUUCAUAUGGUGAGAUACCUGUAUUUAUUGGAAAAUAUGAAGAUUUUCAGCCUCAAAGAAUAGUUAUUAAUAUGUUAUUAACGGAUAAUAUUGAGAAAAUUAAAUUGAAAAUAAAACAACGACGACUACGACCACCUGCUGAUUUUGAAUUGAAAUCAUGUAUUAUAGAUCCAAAUAAAAAACCAAACAUAAGCAAUUGGAAACAAGGUACUAUUUUAAAAUCAGAAGAAACUAUAAUGUCAAGUCAAUUAUAUCAAAAUAAUUGUGUCGUUUUGGCCAAAAUCAUUCGCAAGAAAAUUGACAAUGGUAGCAGCCGUGAUUUUCAGAUAUUUGUGACAAAUAUUACUGGAAGAAUUAUCACUCUCACUGUGAAUUCUGAAAUGAAUGUAUUCGAGGUGAAAAAAUUAAUCCAAAAUGUUACAGGUGUUUCUUGUGACUAUCAACGUUUUAUAUGUGGUGGAAUGCAACCAGAAGAUGAAGAAAUUCUUUCAGAUUAUGGUAUAUCAGAUAAAGGUACAAUUCAUUCUGUGUUAACAUUACGAGGUGGAAUGUAUCAUUUUACAAGUGGUCGACAAGAUUUUCACAAAGUACCGCGUGAAAAUGUCAAUACUAUUCGAAAAGUUCUAACAUUUAAGUUCAAAGAUAUGAAUGAUACUCAACAGUUAUCACUAUUUGAACUACAAAAUUCUAUUUUACAAGCAAAAACUGUUCUGUCGAUUUUAUAUCGUGAAAUUAAACAUAUUCCUACCACAAAUAAUAUUCCAGAUUUGAAGAACAUUAUCCUGCAAUUACCCAAUGACAAUGAAGAUAAUAGUGAUGAUGAUGAAAAUAAUGAUCUAUAUUAUGAUGCACAAGAUUCAGUUCCGUAA
This is a messenger RNA of Adineta steineri, 1251 nucleotides long. The record is from the annotation of a GenBank genome assembly. Lineage: Eukaryota; Metazoa; Rotifera; Eurotatoria; Adinetida; Adinetidae.